Molecule: messenger RNA, 1814 nt
Organism: Octopus bimaculoides (California two-spot octopus)
Lineage: Eukaryota; Metazoa; Mollusca; Cephalopoda; Octopoda; Octopodidae
Product: aromatic-L-amino-acid decarboxylase
Biological process (GO): amino acid metabolic process; carboxylic acid metabolic process
Cellular component (GO): cytoplasm
Molecular function (GO): carboxy-lyase activity; pyridoxal phosphate binding
Source: RefSeq, a predicted model, not a curated record
AUAUUUAAGAAUUUGAUAGAAAAGGAUGAAAGAUUUGAACUCAUUGGUGACAAUCUAAUGACAGUCAUAUGUUUUCGCCUAAAGCCUUCAUCUGAAAAAACGGCAUGGAAAAUGCUGAAAAUUUCGAGGCCGCCGCUGUAGAAUUAGCGAAAUAUAUAACUGAUUAUUUUAAUAAUAUUCGAAGCAGAAAGGUUUUACCCGUAUGUGCACCCGGCUUCUUGAGAAUUUUGAUUACAGAUAGAGCUCCAGAAAAAGCAGAACCCUGGGACGAUGUUUUUGCUGAUAUCGAACGAAUAAUCAUGUCAGGAAUAUGUCACUGGCAACAUCCAAGAUUCGCUUCUUUCUUCCCCUCGCGAACAUCUUAUGCAGCUAUUCUCGGAGGAAUGUUCUCAAAUGCGCUCGCAACUGACGUCAUAUCUUGGAAAUCCUUUCCUGCAGCCACUGAACUAGAAGUCAUUGUUUUAGACUGGUUGGCAAAGGCUAUAAAACUGCCUAAAAUCUUCUUGUCUACUUCUGAAGGAGAUGGAGGAGGUGUAAUCCAGAAUUCGUCUACUGAGUGCAUGUUAAUGAGUCUAUUCGCUGCCAGAACCGCUUCCAUAAAUAAAAUGAAAACAGAAAAUAACGAAAUGGAGGACUGGAUAGCUGUUACAAAAUUAAUUGCUUAUAAAUCAGAAGAGACACACUCGUCCUUUGUAAAGGCUUGCAAGAUAGCUCUAAUAAAGGUGCGAGAUAUAGAAUUGGAUGAUAGACGUUCCAUGAGAGGAAACAGUUUGAAGAAAGCUAUUGAAGAAGACAGAGCUAAAGGUUGUGUACCAUUUUAUAUUUGUUCAACUUUGGGUACAACUUCUGUGUGUGCAUUUGAUAACAUUAAAGAAAUUGGUGCUGUAUGUAAAGAUGAAGGUAUCUGGUUGCACAUAGACGCUGCAUAUGCAGGAAAUGCAUUUAUAUGUCCUGAAUACCGUUAUCUGAUGAACGGUGUGGAAUAUGCAGAUUCCAUUUGUGUGAGUCCCCACAAAUGGUUACAAGUACCUACAGGUUGUUCGGUAUUAUGGUUACAAAAUAGCAAUAAACUUGUCGAUUCUAUUCCCGAGCCUGGUGAAUAUUUGCAAUGUACACAGAAUUCAGAAAUGCCAAAUUUUACGAAAUGGCAAAUUCCUUGCGGACGUCCGUUCACUUCUCUGAAACUUUGGUUUGUUUUACGACUCAUUGGAAUUCGGCAACUUCAGAAAAUCAUCAGAAAGGAUAUAAAAUUGGCCCACAUAUUUAGGGAGUUGAUAGAUAAGGAUGGAAGAUUUGAACUAAUUGGUGAGAAUCUAAUGUCACUUGUGUGUUUUCGCCUGAAGGGGAGUAAUGAAAUCAAUGAAGAGUUAAUCAAAUCGAUUACCCUGACCAGAGAAAUUCACAUAGGAUGUUCCAAAAUUGAUGAUAAUGUGUUCCUUCGAUUUGUUGUUCAUGCAUAUCAGGCGACCAUUGAAGACAUAAAUUAUUCCUAUAAACUCAUCGCAAAACUUGCUGAUCAAGUGUUACAUUCGCAACCAAAGCCUCGCACACAAACCUCUAAGGACUGCCUUAAAUGUAUGAUAUCUAUAUUUCAUUAGUUAAUAUCAUAAUCUGAAAACAUAUUCAAUAUUUCGAAGACUAUUCCUUUGUACAUAUAAGUAUAUCUAUGUAUAUUUUGAGACUGAACGACUGCGUAAUAAUGCACGGUAUGCUAAGCUAGUUCGUCCGACCAUUAUACUAUCAGAAGCAUGAAACUUAUUGCCGCUUACAUUUAAAACUUGUGAUUAUUAAACCAAAUCCUGUCUGUCACCAAA